Molecule: messenger RNA, 1006 nt
Organism: Lasiosphaeria miniovina
Lineage: Eukaryota; Fungi; Ascomycota; Sordariomycetes; Sordariales; Lasiosphaeriaceae
Exons: 3
Coding region: 206-1006 (266 amino acids)
Source: RefSeq, a predicted model, not a curated record
ACGGCUCGCUUCGUUCUCGGUGGGAGAUUUGGGCGAAGCUGAAAUAUGCUUACAUGUAGGUACGGCCUACCUUCCACCCACCAUCCCCGAACCUUGGUUUUUACUUGGCACAGGAGGACGAAAGUCCAGCCGAGACGUCGGCUAUCUUACAAGUCUUCACAAAAUAGCAUUCAAGGGUUGCCAAAACAGAAAAAGGCAUUUAAGAAUGCUCUUAUUUCCUCCAAAUUCCCAACUGUGCUGUCGCUUAGCUUUACGCAAAGCAAAGACAAGAAAGCUUCCCCCAUACAGCCAGCUCAAAAUGGUCUCCAUUAAGCUCAUUAUCGUCGCCAUCGCGACUUUUGUCGCCGCCACCGUCUCGGCACACCCUCUCUUCGGACGCAGUGACUCCGUAUCUGCCUCCGCUACGCGUGCAGGUCUCGCCAGAGGCACCUGCUGGUGGCGUUUCCACAAGUCGAAUGUGAUUGACCAGGCGCAUUGCGCCGUGGAGGACCUGUCCGGCAACAGUCAUUCCGUCUUUGCGCGCAUUGUCUAUGCAGAUCCGGUCGGCGAGAGCAAGAACUUUGCGCAAUGGGGCAACAAGAACGCCAUGGUCAACAACAGCUUGUCGAAGGCAGUUCACGAGAAGCUUGUCGCUCGUAACUGGAACACUCGAGAGCAGAACCCGAAGGUUACCUACGAUCUAAUCAAGGAAGUCAUCCCUCGAGUCACGCAAGAAGCCGUGAUAGAUUUCGUCUUCGAACUCGCUAUGAUCGAGCGCAAGUCUUUCACAACAAUGUCAGCCUUCCUUACUAGACUUCGAUUCCUGCACACCAAGAUCACAGACCUGAAGGCAGGGGUAACCGAACAAUUCCACCUCGACCUUCUUAUCGCCAAGCUCAAGAAAUCCUACCCUAAACGCCAUCUCUUCUGGGUCAACAGCCUCAAAGAGCAUACAAUGACCUGGAACAAGCUGAAUCAAGAGCUGGAAGAGAUCGCUGCAAGCGGACAACAGCGAACCAAGAAGUGA